Messenger RNA from Mytilus trossulus (common blue mussel), 1872 nucleotides. RefSeq names its product centromere protein S-like. Gene Ontology annotation, biological process: resolution of meiotic recombination intermediates; replication fork processing. Gene Ontology annotation, cellular component: FANCM-MHF complex. The record is from RefSeq and is a predicted model, not a curated record. The coding region runs from base 143 to 553 and encodes 136 amino acids. The transcript has 4 exons. Gene Ontology annotation, molecular function: protein heterodimerization activity; chromatin binding. NCBI's taxonomy places the organism in Eukaryota, Metazoa, Mollusca, Bivalvia, Mytilida, Mytilidae.
AUGCGAUAAAAGAUAAAGCGAAAGAAGAUUCUUACAGAUAAACCAGUCAUAAUUUACCCGCAAUAAUUAAAAAUGAAAAAUAAUCAUUUUACAAAGAAAAUAUGGAACUAGGCAUUUUACAGACUGUUUGAGAUUGACGAAAAUGGCAGACAACAUCACAGAUGAUGAUUACGAAAGUCUUCAAUAUCAGCAGAGAUUAAAAGCAGCACUCCAUUACACUACAAUGAAGAUAUGCCAACAGCAGUCCUCCGAGCUAGAUGUUGUCUGCACAAAACAGCUGGUAGCCUCAAUAUCAGAAACAGCAUGGAGACAAUGUCAAAAGUUUGCAGAAGAUAUGGAGAUGUUUGCCAAGCAUGCCAAAAGGACAACAGUAAAUGCAGACGACAUCAAAAUGCUAACAAGAAGGUCUGGGUCUCUGCAUAAAUAUGUAAGUGGAGUCCAUGAGAAAUUAAAUGAAAAUAAACAAGAUGGUAAGAAACAGAAAAAGAGUAAAAAGAAAGCUGGACCAUCAACAACUGUUACCAUGGAAACCGAUGAAGAGUCAAACAUGUGAUUGGACCAAAGAUAUUAUAUAUUGGACUUUGGACCUAAAUGCAGAGACAUCAUUUAAACUAACAAGACUAAGGAUGAGAUGCAUACAAAGAGCUGGUUCCUGGACAAGAACUGGUGUGACUGAACCAGGUUAAAAUUUACAUGUAUGGAAUAACUGUUAUUUGAUUAAUAUGUUAGUUUUAGUUUCAUAAGUACUGCAUACUUGAUUUAUACAUGUACUGUUUUGUAUGCCCCAUGUAUGGGCAUUAUGUUUUCUGGUCUGUGGGUCCGUUUGUCCAUCAGGUUAAAGUUUUUGUUCAAGGUAGUUUUUGAUGAAGUUGAAGUCCCAUCAUCAGUAAACAUGUUCCUAAUGAUAUGAUUUUUCUAAUUUCCAUGCAAAUUAGAGAUUUUAUCCUAUUUUCACAGUCCACUGAACAUAAAAAAUGAUAGUGUAGAUGGGGCAUCCCUAUACUUGGGACAAAUUCUUGUUCAACAUGUUCAAUCAUAUGUUAGUUUCUUGAAAUCAAGUAUUGCAUUUUUGAUUUUAUAAAAAUAAAUUUAAAGACACAUCAUAAAAUCUUGCACAGGUCACUCUCAUUCUGUAUAGGUUACUGACCUAAAUGAUUUCAAGUUGUCAAAAUUUGGCUUGAAAUCUAAGUUUGCAAAUAGAAAUGUUAAGCAUUAUUUAGACAACUUUGAUUAGUUUGACAAUUUUAUUUUGAAGAUUUAGUUUAGACAUCUUUAUUUAAAAUUUGUAGUAAAAAGAUACAAUUGUUACUACAUGUAUUGACUUUUGAUAUUAUUUUUUUUUAUGAAACUCUGUUAUGUUAGAACAUUACUUAAUCUUCAAUAAUGUUUAAACAUAGAAGCUUCUACCAAUUUGGUAUUAUGCCCUGGGAAGAGCUAGGGAAAAUAAUUUCAAACAUUUAUGUAUGGUUCAUUGUACACAUGGUGCAGAUCAGUAGAAUCAAUGAGAAACAUUUUUGAUGCAAGAGACUCAUUUCUAAUUUCUAUUUUAUAAAUGAACUGCCCCAUUGACCUUGGUGAAAAUUUGUAUUGAGAUUAUUUUAAUAGUCCGAACUUGCAAUUAUUCCCUGAUAUUUUUGAUUGAUGUAUAAUCAAGGGAGAUAACUAUAUCAUUAAACAUAUUUCCUUUGAAGCAAGUAAAUCUUAUGUGUUAAACUACAAUGAUUUAAUUUUGGAUGAAACGCGUCUUCUGAUUGGCUGACGUAAUUUUGUUAUGAGCCCAUAGACAUAAUGAAGUCUUGUGACCAUGACGUCAUCAACAUUUUUUCAUGGUUUUCUACGGUUUAAAAUGGAAUUUAGAAUUAAAUUUUAAGA